Myzus persicae (green peach aphid) is the source of this 1113-nucleotide messenger RNA. It is a transcript of the gene wbl, whose product is annotated as endoplasmic reticulum resident protein 29. Gene Ontology annotation, cellular component: endoplasmic reticulum; endoplasmic reticulum lumen. The transcript has 3 exons. The record is from RefSeq and is a predicted model, not a curated record. Gene Ontology annotation, biological process: protein secretion. Bases 194 to 940 code for a protein of 248 amino acids. NCBI's taxonomy places the organism in Eukaryota, Metazoa, Arthropoda, Insecta, Hemiptera, Aphididae.
UGAUGUACGUGGUCAAACGUACGUUCGAGUUCAAAUAAUAUAUAAAUUUACAAUAUAAAUUAUCAUUAUUAAUAUGUUCUAUAGUAAUGUCGUCAUAAAUUACACCUAGAACAUAUUUACUCUUAUUUACUCUUUUAAGUCUGGACUUCUGGAGUUGUGAAUCGAACGCUCAUCCAACUUCUGUUUUGAUAAAAUGUUUUUUAUUCAGACCCUGUCAGUACUCGCGCUGUAUUUUUGCGCAUGUCGUGCUACACAAUCUAAAGGAAUAGUUUCUUUAGACUCGUUGACUUUCGAUAAGGUUCUUUCAAAAUUUAAAGUAUCAAUCGUGAAAUUUGAUGUAUCAUACCCAUAUGGCGAAAAACACGAAGAAUUUGUAAAGUUGGGUUCUGCUUAUCAAUCAGUAGAAGAUUUGCUCGUUGCUGAAGUACCUGUGAAAGAUUAUGGAGAAAAAGAUAAUGAAGAUUUGGCCAUCAGGUAUGGUGUGUCAAAAAAAGAUUACCCAAUCGUUAAGUUGUUUGUGAGUGGCCAGUCUGAGCCAUAUGUGUUUAACGAUGAAGAUUUUAACCAGGAAAAAUUACAAAAAUUUGUGGUUAAACAUAGCAAAGAAAUCUUGUACAUUGGACUUCCAGGUACAUUAGAAAAGUUUGAUGGUUUAGCAUCAGAAUUCGCCAAGGAAAAAUCAGUGGAUAAACGCAAAGAUAUAUUGUUGAGAGCUGAGAAAUUGUGGGACAGCAGCGAGGGCAAGCAAAAGCAAAAGUCAGCCGAGGUGUACGUGAAGAGUAUGAGAAAAGCUUUAGAAAAGGGUGACGAGUUUUUCCACACAGAAACUGUUCGCAUCAACAAUGUGCUUAAGGGUUCAAUGACCCAAGAGAAAAAAGCAGACUUGAGUGUUCGUUUAAACAUUUUGGAAUCAUUCAAAGUACAGCAUGACGAGCUGUAAACUUUUUUUGUUUGAUAUGCUACUUAUUUAAAUAAGGUAUUUUUGGGGGUUGUUAUAUUUUUGUAAACUAUUUUUAUAAUCACUUCAAUGAUCAAUGAUAAACAUCAAGUGAAGAACAAUUAUAAUUCAAUUAUGUAUGAAUUAUUCACAAUAUAAAACAAAAUUCACUCAUA